AUGGCUAGCCCUACAGUUCUCUCGUUCGAUUCUGAGGGCCGCCCGAUUAAGUUUGAUACCUGGCUCGAUGAUCUGCACCUGUUCCUCCAGCUCACUGCCAGAGAGGAUAUCUCGCUGUACGAUCACGCACUAGGCACAGUCCCUGCUCCUGCUACUACUGCUACCGCUACUGCUCGCUCGCAGUGGCAGACUCGCGAUGCCCACGCCCGCUUUGCCAUUCGCAACUCCCUGCCAGUCGAUGAGCCUGCACUAGGCCGUCUCUCCCUUCCCUACCUGUUCCCCGACCUGUCCGCUUUCCAGACAGUCGCUGACCUCAUCACUCACCUCCGUACUAGUGAUGCCCGCUUCCGUGCAGCCAUGCCCGCUGAGUUUCUUGCCUCCAACCCUCCCCCGCUCUGGCUCACUCUCUACCACCUAGUCACCCGCCUCCCUGACACUCUGCGUACAGUCAGGGACCACUUCCUAGCUCGCUGUCCCACUGAGCUCACCAUUGCCGCCCUAGAGAAGGAACUACUUGCAGCUGAGAAGAGUAUUGUAGCUGUAGGUGCCUCUCGUGGCGACCCCCGCACCCCUUUCUUCGAGGGGUGUUCCCCCUCCCCCCUCCUCCCCUCUGUCGCCUCUACUGCUGCUGUCGACCUUCUUGGUGCUGAGCAGGUCGGCUCUGCGUCCGCUCCCAGCGGGCGCCGCAGCGGCAAGGGCAGGGGAGGCAAGGGCGGUGGGGGUGACGGCGGGGGAGGUGGUGGUGGGGGUGGUGGCAGCGGCGGGGGCGGUGGCGGGGCUGGAGGGGCUAGUGGCAGCGGUGGGGGUGGUGGAGGCAGCGGCGGCGGCGGUGGCCGGGGUGGGGGCGGUGGUGGUGGCGGCAGUGGACGUGGAGGCGGCAGGGGCGGUGGUGGUCGUGGUGGAGGCGGCGGUGGUGGUCGUGGAGGCUCUGGCACUAGCCAGAGUGCGCAGCACCCUCAGUCCUCCCAGGAGCUUCGUGAGUGGUACUUACAGCACGGGGGUGGGGGGGGUAGCCUUAGCUGCACGUACGUCAUCCGCACUGGUCGCCGCAAGGGACAGACGUGCGGGAGGGCGCACACUUCGCAGCGCUGCUUCUCACGCCUAGAUGACGCUUGGCGUGCUCAGUUUCCUGACGCUCCUGAGCUCCCUCAGUGGGCUGAUCUCCUCAAGAAGGAUAUCGAUAUCUAUGCUCUUGAUUUUGAUGUUAUUCUCAAAGCAAUGUAUGCAUUGACUAUUAGUGGAGAGGAGGACCAGUACCUGAGUGUUCCGCCUGACCCAGGCAUCCGCACGAGAGAGGCUGCCGCCCUAGGUGCUUGCGUGUCUGCUGCCCCAGGUACUGGUGAGGCUACUGCUCUAGGUGCGUGUGUGUCCGCCACCCCAGGUGCUACUGAGUCCACUGAGGCACUGCACACCUUCACUCUAGACUCAGGCGCUUCGCGCUGUUUCUUUCGUGACCGCAUUGCUCUUGAGCCCCUUGCUCGACCAGUCGCUGUCUCGCUCGCUGACCCCUCUGGGGGUCCGGUCAUUGCGACCUCCUCCACCCUCCUUCCUUGUCCUGCUGUCCCGUCGGGCACACUGUCAGGUCUCCACCUCCCCUCGUUCUCUACGAACUUGGUGGCGGGUUGUGCGCUUCAGGAUGGGGGUGUUCACCAGUUCACCCCUGCCUACGAGCGUGUGACACACUGCACGUGUGCUCGGACGGGCCGUCACCUGGCUACCUUCACUCGGCAGCCGGGGUCGGACCUGUACACACUGACCACUGAGUCCACUCAGGUAGCGGCGUCUGCGUCUGCGUCUACGUCAGGUCAGCUCUCUGCCCCCUGCUUGUGUCGCUCUCUAGCGCACAAGACUGUCCUCUGGCACCACCGACUUGGUCACCCGUCAGUGCAGCGCCUUCGGGGCAUGCACGCCCGGUACCUUGUCUCUGGUCUUCCUCGGGUACUCCCUCCCUUCCCACCCUCCCUUGCUCCUCCUUGUCUUCCCUGUGUCGAGGGGCGGCAGCGCGCUGCCCCUCACUCCUCCUCGUUCCCCCCGACGACUGCUCCUUUGCAGACGCUCCACAUGGACGUGUGGGGCCCAGCCCGCAUCCGUGGUCAGGGCCAGGAGAGGUACUUCUUGAUCGUCGUUGACGACUACUCGCGCUACACCACGGUCUUCCCCUUGCGCACCAAGGGUGAAGUCCCUGAUGUUCUGAUCCCCUGGAUCAGCAGAGCACGUCUUCAGCUGCGAGAGCGUUUUCGCUCGGAGUUUCCUGUUCUGCGCUUGCACUCUGACAGAGGUGGCGAGUUCUCCUCCGACCUCUUGGCAGCCUACUGUGCCGAGCACGGCAUUCGCCAGUCGAUCACGCUCCCGGCCUCUCCACAGCAGAAUGGGGUUGCUGAGCGCCGCAUUGGCUUGGUCAUGGAGGUCGCUCGUACCUCCUUAGUCCACGCGGCUGCCCCCCACUUUCUGUGGCCGUUUGCGGUCCGGUACGCUGCGCAUCAGCUCAACCUCUGGCCCCGUGUCUCCGCUCCGGAGACCUCGCCCACACUGCUGUGGACGGGGGAGGUUGGCGAUGCGUCACGCUUCCGUGUCUGGGGAUCCCGAGCUUUUGUUCGCGACACGUCUGCGGACAAGCUCUCCUCCCGCACUGCUCCCUGUGUCUUUCUUGGCUUUGUCCCGGAUGCGUCUGGCUGGCAGUUUUACCACCCCGCCUCGCACCGAGUCUUCCCCUCUCAGGACGUCACUUUUGACGAGUCCGUGCCCUUCUACCGCCUCUUCCCCUACCGCACUGCCCCGCUCCCUCCCCGCCUCUCUUCCUCGCGCCAGGUGCUGCAGUGGUAG
Messenger RNA from Closterium sp. NIES-65, 2823 nucleotides. Lineage: Eukaryota; Viridiplantae; Streptophyta; Zygnematophyceae; Desmidiales; Closteriaceae. The record is from the annotation of a GenBank genome assembly.